GAGGUAAGUGGGCUGAAUCUGGCCACAGCCCACGUUCUAUCUGCAGACGGAAGAUACUUCAUUCCGACCUUGGAAACGAGCCCUGAUGACACAUUUUACCUCGAUCUAAAGAGAACACCAGGAGCGCAUUUGGACUAGGCUUACACUCACUUUGAUUUCAAAGGUUUUUAGCUUCAAGUACAAAGGGCAAACAUCAAGGCGAUGAGUGUCUCUCUGCUCAAUUUUCCCCCAUUCUGCCUUUCUUUCUCUAUACUCUCUCUUCAAUAGUCCUUACCCUUAAUCAACAAGAUGAUAAACUGGAUUUUGGGUGACAAAUUCUAUGCGAUUUAUCCGCACAAGAACUCAAUCAAGGGUUUGUGGGAGUCGAAAUGGGAAGCAGCUUGCCUAAAAGCCGUCUACCCUUUCCAUGACGGUGCUUUCGAAGAUUUUAAGCCCAUCUUCGAAACCCUCAUUGCCGAGAAUAUCAAUGACGCGUACACGGACGAAUAUACAAACGCAUUUCUGCCCACAGCAAAGGCACUCGAGACCAAGGCUUUCGAAGCUGCAGAACGCGGUAUUUGGGAUAAAGCAGCAGAGUACUACCGCCGUGCAGCAGUAGUAUAUCGCAUCUCACGCUUCCCCUACGUUAGUACCAUCACUGAAGGCAAUACUGUCACAAGCCCUCUCAAGCGUGCCGCCUUCGAUCGCCAAAAAGAAGUCUACCUCAAAGCCGCUUCUACAUGGAGUCCGCCCAUCAACGAAGUAAUCAUCCCUCACAAGUACCGUGCGGGCAAGGAUGGCGAGACCAUCCCACUACUUAUUCGCAUUCCACAGCAAGCGGAUAUAACCAACCAAGUCCCCGUCGUCCUACUUAUGACCGGUCUAGACGGAUAUCGAUGCGACAAUUCUCAGCGCACCCACGAACUUGUUGGUCGCGGAUGGGCAACUGUCAUCUGUGAAAUUCCAGGUACAGCAGACUGCCCUGCUGAUCCUGCCGACCCAGAAUCAGUUGAUCGGCUGUGGAACUCUGUGCUGGCGUAUAUUGCCUCCAGACCAGAGUUCAAUCUCAAGAAAAUUGCUGCAUGGGGUUUGAGUGCUGGUGGUUAUUAUGCUGUUCGAGCUGCUUCGACUCAUCGCAACCAAUUUUUGGGUUGCGUAGCACACGGACCGGGUACUCACCAUUUUCUAAGCGAAAAGUGGCUAGAAAGGAUUGAUGAUCAUGAGUACCCAUUCAUAAUAUCCAAGGCCAUGGCUGAGAAAUUUGGCUUCCAGAACGUGGAAGAUUUCAUAAAGGAUGGACAAAACAAGUUUUCACUACUAGAAAAUGGCAUUGUGAAAAAACCUUCAUGCAGGCUUCUAUUGUUGAAUGGUAUCGAUGACGGUGUAGUUCCAAUCGAAGACUCUUUGAUACUGUUCAACCAUGGAAGUCCCAAGGAAGGCCGUUUUGUUGAGAAAUUGGCACAUAUGGGCUAUCCAGACACCCUGGCCGUGGCAUACGAGUGGUUCGAGAAUCUUCUAACCAAGGGAGAUAAUCCAGGAUUGCGAAACUGAGGUAUGCUACACAGGGUGGGGAGAGAUACUGCAUUUGGUCCUUAUUUGCAUUGUUAUUUCGUUUUUUCAUUUUCAUUUUACCUAUCGAAACAUUACCGAGCCCUGCUGGAGGGUAAGUGAGGAGAUUGGAACAGACGGUACGUAUUUAGGACGCACUUUCAUUUUGUAUUUAGCUGUCGCAAGUCAUUAUUGAAUUAAUUAUUCUCUAUAUUUC
Messenger RNA from Talaromyces stipitatus ATCC 10500, 1744 nucleotides. Its product is annotated as conidial pigment biosynthesis protein Ayg1. The record is from RefSeq and is a predicted model, not a curated record. NCBI's taxonomy places the organism in Eukaryota, Fungi, Ascomycota, Eurotiomycetes, Eurotiales, Trichocomaceae. The transcript has 5 exons. The coding region runs from base 289 to 1530 and encodes 413 amino acids.